UUUAUCAUGAUAGACAUCUUUCUCCUUCUUAGCCUUAGCAAGUCCUUACUGAACUAAACUAAAUCUUGGUAUUCUCCAGUUUAAACUGUUAGAGAAUGAGUUAAAAGUAAAAACUUGAAACAUCGUCUCCAACCUCUUGUAUUAUACUCUUUUUGCUUCAAAGAAUAAGCCUAAGAUGAUUUCCACAGCCAUACGAAUUCGCCUGGCUGCUACUAAUGAAGAAUAUUUUACGGAUUUGGCGCCCCCGUACUGUUACUUGCGUGUGGGCCAAGUUCACGUUCCAUGCAAUGCUGACCAGAUAUUUGGACCGGCACACAGCCAAGAAUCAGUGUUUGAAUAUGGAGCGAAGUCACUUAGUAAUAAUUUUUUAAAAGGAAUGAAUGACGUGUCUUACGUCGCUGUCGGCCCCCCGGGAUCAGGCAAGACCUACACCCUGUUUGGCCCCGGAAGCCAACUAACCGACAGCUCUAUCAGUUUUGGCAUCUUUCAAAGAUUUGCCACGCACACAUUCUCGCAGGUUCAGCCUAUGUACUUGGCAGGGGAUGACCCAGCCAUGGUCCUGAAUGUUGCCUUCUUUGAAAUCAGCCCAACUGGUGAACUAAAAGACCUUAUUGACUGUAAAACAGUUCCACUUUUUGACUUGAAAAUCAAGACAGAAAGAAUGAAUCAUUUCAAGUACAUCACUUGCAAAUCCGCCAAGCGGAUGAUUGAUUGCUUGAACCACGCCCUUUCCAAUAGGCAGCAUAUAGGACACAUGGUGGCUGACAUAGUACUAACACAACCCAAUCUAGAGGAUGACUGCAGGCCUGUAACAACGUCAGUCUUGUUUGUUGACGUUGAUAAUCUGCUUUUCAACACGGAAACCCACCAAAUACAGGAGGAUUUACAUAUCCUGACAAGUCUUCUAUCGCAGGCACGAGGAGAGCCUCCUCAAAUCAGCAGAUUUGAGACGCCUCUUUACAGAAUUCUUCAGAAUUUAUUCGAUGGGCAACGCUGUUCACUAAUUUUCUUCUGCAUUUCACCAAGUUUCAAUAGUUGCACUAGUAAUGCGCCGUACAUAGCUCUUCUGUCAAGCAUAUCUGAACUGAAAUACACAAAUGUAAAUCUGAGGACCCAAUGUGAAAAUCAAAGGGAAUCCCAGCAAGAACAUCCCGUCCAAUUGUUAGAGUGUAUAGAAGAAGUAACUGAGAGCGAAGAAGAAAUUGCAAGUUCCAACGGGAAAAUGUCCGAAUCUCUCUCCCAAGACAAUUCCCUGUCUGAAAGUGACAGAGAAGACGGCGAUGUUAAUAUGUGUCAGUUAUCUGAUAAUAAUUUCAGCAAUAGCCUCAACGUCAUGUGUGACAAAUUUAACAUGUUUGUUGACAAAUUUGUUGACAGCUUUAAAGCCAAGACGAGUUUGUCGCCAGUUAAAGAAAGAAAACACGACUAUUCUUCGACAAGGCGAGGAGGGUUGGCUCUGUCGGCAGUUUACCCACCUCUUGUAAAUAUCCCCGUCCAACCAGUCCAAGUAGUUACGAGAGUGGAGAUGGCUCAACCCAUGCCCUAUUAUCAGCAAACGCAAACUGGAGCGGCCGGGGCCAGUAACCAUAGAACUACUGAGACAUCCACUGGUUGUAUCAGAAAAACUACGACCACGGCGCAAAGCAGCCAAACAAGCAAAGAGCGCAAAGAUCAAUCUGGAAAAAAGAGAUGGGAUUUGGAACCACAUGAGUUUGAUGAGUCACAAAUUAGUAAGGAUAAAGAACUACUUGAUUUUGACCUGGAACAUAUAACUCAACGCUUAAAUGAAGAGAAGAAGAGCUUACUAGAUAUCAUGCGCCGCUGGGAAUCUUUUAAAAAUCAGAUGAAAUCUAGUAAAUCAAACGGAAAUGAGCAUUUGGCAAGAACAGUUGAAACUGAAAGGAAAACCAACAUGCAACAGGGGGUGAAAGCGUUGGCAACAACACUCUCAACUAUGAAAUCGAUGUUUAAAGAGGACUUUGAAGGGUCGUCCGAAUUUGACCCAAUGGGGUUCUGCAACUACAUCUGCGACCAUCGACGUUACCGACAUAUGCUAGUGACCAAAAAAAAUGAACUUGAAGCUUGUAUAAAGGACAAAACGGCAACGGAAGAAGAGAUCCGAUACCACAUUUCAGUGGACGAAAUGAUUGCGCUGAUUGACUCCUGCAUAGAGUUUCUUAGCUGUCUGAUGCAAAAUGAACCGAUUGAACAUAAGCUGGCAAAGACUGUUGGUGGGUUUGUAAUGAAGACCAACAUGGAAAAAUUGACGACGUUGGAGGUGAGGCAUCUCUUGUACCAAUACUUCACAAAAGUCGUAGACUUGCGUGAAAAUAGCAAGCAGAUGGAAAACACCAUCAAAGAACUAGAAUAUUUGUCCACGGUGAUUGCGGCAACACUUGUGAGCAUAUCUUGCGGUCUCAGCAACAGCUGUGAUCGUCUGCCCCAAUUACGGCAACUCAGUGAUCGGCCUUUCGGAUAUCCGAACAUACUCGGUGUAAUCACCCCAGACAGGAAGCAAGUAGACAGUUGGGCACUUAUGGCGGCCAUGCCCCCACUGAGUGGUCACAGGUUGCUGGUGAAUCUUCUGCCUUAUCCAGUGGCGGCCAUGCCCCCACUGAGUGGUCACUCGGUUGCUGGUGAUUCUUCUGCCUUAUCCAGUGGCGGCCAUGCCCCCACUGAGUGGUCACUCGGUUGCUGGUGA
Molecule: messenger RNA, 2701 nt
Organism: Macrosteles quadrilineatus (aster leafhopper)
Lineage: Eukaryota; Metazoa; Arthropoda; Insecta; Hemiptera; Cicadellidae
Exons: 18
Coding region: 176-2701 (841 amino acids)
Biological process (GO): microtubule-based movement
Cellular component (GO): microtubule; kinesin complex
Molecular function (GO): microtubule binding; microtubule motor activity; ATP binding
Source: RefSeq, a predicted model, not a curated record